AUGUCCCUUAAGAAGGAGUUAGAGAGCCACGACGAUGCUGUCAGAGCAUACGAUGAAGAGGAUUAUGAACAGGCAUUGCGUAUCUUUCAGGCGAUACCUGUCACGUCAAAAUAUCAUUUCAAUAUUGGAUUGAUCUACGCCACUUUGGGGGAACACGAACGUGCUGUUGGUGACAUUCCUCAUCAACAUCGGGAUGUUGAUUCCUUCAAUGCUGCGACCGAACUCGACCCAUAUCUCGCCGUUGCCUACUUUCAGUGCGGUGUCAGCAACUUCCUCUUGGGUCGGUUUGAGUAUGCCCUCAAGGAUUUUGAAGAGGCACACCAAUACUUACGGGGGAACCAGACCAUUAACUAUGAGCAACUGGGACUCAAGUUCAAGUUGUUCUCCGCCGAAGUGAUAUUCAAUCUGGGUCUAUGCAAAAUUUAUCUUGGUCAGCAAGUUGAGGGAAUGUCCGAUUUGCAAAGAGCCUCUCUUGAAAAGGCAAUUCCUGAGCAUAGCGUGAUAGACGAUGCAGUUCGCGAUAAAGGCGCAGACUACACAGUUUUCUCUAUUCCUGUUGGGAUCUUGUAUAGGCCUUCGGCGGUGAAGUUGAAAAAUGCCCAAACCAAGGAUUAUCUUGGAAAGGCAAAACUCAUUUCCGCCACGGACAAAAACGACACCUUCACCACAUUCACAGGUGCUACUCGCCUGAACCGUGGCCAACUGCCGAGCGGGGCGCCUUUGUCCACUCCCGCACCUCCAUCGGGAUUAACCCGAUCAAACACAACCGUGUCCGCGCCCGGGGACUUGGCAAAUGCAGCGAAGUCACGCAAUGAUCUUAGUCCAGGUCGCUCCCCAACCGCCGUGACGCGGUCUUCUGUCCCAUGGAGCAGGCCUGUGGCGGUGCGUGGUGACACCACUCCAACCCCCGUUUCACUGGGAGAUCAGGCUGCAACCAGAGGGCUCUUUAUUCGUCCCCGGAGCGACGGCCCGAGGCCGCCAACGAACGGGGACAGUGAGACUUUCACUCCACCUCCUCUCAGAAACGUACCUCCGCCGAUGACACGUGCAGUGACGGCACUGGUCAUCCCUGGUGCUCGUCAGCAAGCCCCUGAUGUACGCGGGCGGCCAUCCCCACAAUCCGAGACCGAGUCUGAACAGAGUCCAGUGAAACCGGUGGCCAAGGGUUCAACCCAACUCGCAGAUAUUUACGAUGAGUAUUUUGAAGAGGAAGAUCAAGUCCCUCUUUCUCCUUCUCGCAUUGCAGGGUGGGUGAAUAAGACGGCGGCUGUUUUGUCCCCCACACGCACGCGCAGCGGGUCGUCGAAGAAGUCGCCUACCACCGGGUUUGGUGGAAGUGUGGGUAGUCUUAGAAGGACGAUCAAGAGAAAGGGCUCCGCGUUCCUGAAGGGGAGUCGAAGAAGUGCAUAUGAUGAUGAGGAGGAAGGGUAUGUUAGUGGGGAUUAUGAGGAUUCAGAGUAUGCCCAGACAAAACUUCGUGUCAAGAUUCACUAUCAAGAUGACAUACGUGGAAUGAUCCUUACAUCCGAUAUCGGCCUAGUGCAAUUCAAGGACAAGGUAUCCUCCAAAUUCAGUAGACCCUCUUCCUCCAUGGUCUUCAAGUUUUUGGACGAAGAUGGACAUAAAGUUUCGCUCCUUGACGAGAGCGAUUUCGAGAUGGCGAUCGAGACCGUUCGUAAUUCGUCCAGGGGAAAAGCUGAAGGGAAACUUGAAGUCUGGUGUUCGGAUCGUUGA
Messenger RNA from Cantharellus anzutake, 1734 nucleotides. RefSeq lists its product as uncharacterized. Gene Ontology annotation, molecular function: protein binding. The transcript has 9 exons. The coding region runs from base 1 to 1734 and encodes 577 amino acids. The record is from RefSeq and is a predicted model, not a curated record. NCBI's taxonomy places the organism in Eukaryota, Fungi, Basidiomycota, Agaricomycetes, Cantharellales, Hydnaceae.